CACUUUGUUGUUUUAUGGCUGUCACUCUGCACUUUUUCCUCCAGAAGUCACGCACUGGAUGUCGUGAUAGUUGAAAAAGAUGGUAACAGUGAAAGUUAGUUAACGUGCGAAGAAGAGAGCGGAGCAGGCUCGUGUCGGAGUUAACCAGUUAAGAUAGCUUUAGCUUUAGCUAGCCUCUCGUUUGCACAUUCGUGUGAAAUUAUCUAAUUUUAUCGCCAUUGUCUGAUCCAAUUUCCGGAUUUGCACAAUUAUCCGCUGGGUUACUCUUUGGAAAUAGUUUAUUUUGGUAACCUGGUGUUUUCAUAAACAAUGGAUCAGAAAAUCCCAUAUGAUGACUACCAGCUCCCAGUGGUAUUCCUGCCUUCAUAUGAGAACCCACCAGCGUGGAUAGCCCCGCAGGAGCGGGUUCAUCACCCCGACUACAACAAUGAGCUCACCCAGUUCCUGCCUCGUACCGUUGUACUGAAGAAACCUCCAGGAGCUCAGCUGGGCUUCAACAUCCGUGGGGGCAAGGCAUCACAGUUGGGAAUCUACAUAUCCAAGGUGGUUCCAGACUCAGAUGCCCACCGAGCAGGUCUGCAGGAGGGAGACCAGGUUCUUUCUGUGAAUGAGGUGGAUUUCCAAGACAUAGAGCACUCUAGAGCUGUAGACAUUUUAAAGACUGCGCGAGAGAUACUGAUGAGGGUUCGCUUCUUUCCCUACAACUACCAGAGGCAGAAGGAGAGGACUGUACAUUAGGUGGCAGCAGAGAGAGAGAGAGAGAGAGGGGGAGGGGGAGUAGGACAGCUGCGUCACUGCUCGUCAUCCCACUCCUACAGACUCUGGCCUCCAUUCUGUUCCAGCCCCAAGAUGACUGAUGUCUGACUAACGGCCUCCUUCGUAGUCCUCCAUGUACGGACAAUAUCUACUACCUGAGCACUCCCUAAUCUACUGGGAUACAUAAUGAUUUCUACUCUAUCACGAUCUAUUCACAGGAAGUGAAGGAAGAUACGGUAUUAGCAGACACUAAAUAGACAUUUCACAUCAUAAAUUAUGGAACUGUUACAUAUUUUUCUAGUCAAGCAUAACAUUUAUAGACCCCGCAUUUGCUUUUCUUCAAGCCCUGUAACUAAUGUUUCUACAGUAGUCUGAGACAUAUAUUUUGAUCUGGUACAGGUAGCACUUGUGUGUACUGUACACAUCUGCCUUCAUGACAAAGAUAUGAAGUAGUCACAUGCUUAGUUGCUUAUUUAUUAGGUACACCAACCUAACACUAAUGCAUCAGACUGGAUACAAAUCCUAGUCAUGUUUCAUGUUAAGUUUUUGUUUAAACUCAAGAUCCACUUAGUAGCUUUUCCUGCAGCUUUUUAAGCAUAUCAUGGUUCUGUUUUUUUGUGUGUCUUAUAUUGACAAACUGGUAACUGAGUGUGUAGAUGUAAAAUGUGCAUAUUUCAGUAUGCACUGACACACAUGCGACAGAUAGCGGGGCCUGACAUUUUAAGAGCAAAUGAUGGUGCAAAACUUCUGGUAAAUAUCACUGAUCUUAAUAUCACUGUGAAUAUGUACUGUACGCCCAGUUUUUACAUAUUUAACAACAGUUUGUAAUUGUUUAAUGCAUAUUAAGUUGUGUAUAGUUCAGUGACUGUUAUUGUUACUUAAAUACUGUUGAAUGUUUGCUAAUGUUUUAUUUGACAUAACCUGAUUCUGGGAUGAAUAUUUUAAUAAUGUAAUGUAUCAACUGUGUAUAUGAGGUGCCAAACUGUUGACAAGCAUAACUUCUAACAUGAUAUUACAGUGCACCCUGCCUCUGUGUCAUAGUAAACCUGUAAUCAGGAGACUGAGGUUAGCAGCAUUUAAGUCUUACUGAAGACUGUCGGGUACUUCUGUCAUUUUCAGAUGGACAUGAGCUCUGGAAGUAGAAUUAAUUAACAUAAGAUUAUAGCAAAAACAUUUGAAUAGAUCUGGAUGUUGAUGCAGUGUGCUAGCAACAGGUUUACUUUUUGUUUUAUGUCAACACUGUCUUCAUUCUUUUGGAAACUACUACUUUCAUAGAAUAAAUUACUUUCUGAUCUGAA
This is a messenger RNA of Pseudoliparis swirei, 2054 nucleotides long. It is a transcript of the gene pdzd11, whose product is annotated as PDZ domain containing 11. Gene Ontology annotation, molecular function: protein binding. The record is from RefSeq and is a predicted model, not a curated record. Gene Ontology annotation, biological process: maintenance of epithelial cell apical/basal polarity; neurotransmitter secretion; protein localization to basolateral plasma membrane. The transcript has 6 exons. Lineage: Eukaryota; Metazoa; Chordata; Actinopteri; Perciformes; Liparidae. Gene Ontology annotation, cellular component: basolateral plasma membrane; synapse; cell-cell junction. The coding region runs from base 310 to 738 and encodes 142 amino acids.